Messenger RNA from Neocloeon triangulifer, 2891 nucleotides. Its product is annotated as sulfhydryl oxidase 2-like. Gene Ontology annotation, molecular function: protein disulfide isomerase activity; flavin-dependent sulfhydryl oxidase activity. NCBI's taxonomy places the organism in Eukaryota, Metazoa, Arthropoda, Insecta, Ephemeroptera, Baetidae. Gene Ontology annotation, biological process: protein folding. The coding region runs from base 431 to 2317 and encodes 628 amino acids. The transcript is spliced from 4 exons. The record is from RefSeq and is a predicted model, not a curated record. Gene Ontology annotation, cellular component: Golgi membrane.
GUUGGCAUCCGUGCCCCAGGUGGUGGCCAGCCCAAAACGCUGGACAGUGGUCUGUUUUCCUGCAAAAUGAUAAAAAACUGAAUGAAGACAUUGCUCUUGAGCGGCUUGAGGCGGGUGGACGGCCAAUUGACCAACGCUUUUCGGUUCGCAGCCGCUGAAAAAAUCGAUUUCCCCACUCUAAUCGGUGGCAGCUGAGUCGGAAAACUCGGGUCCCGUUCUUUCGUUUGCACCAGUCGAAUGCACCUGUGCGAAAUCGGUCGGCCUACGUGUCAUUAAACACUCGCCCGAGACGAACUGACGAAAGAAACACUUGUCUUGGCUCGUUAAAAAAGCUUCACACAGGAUGACGUCACGCCGAGAAAUGCGUGCCGCCGAGUGAAAACAAAGGCAAUAUCAGAGAGCGUGAAAGACCGCGGCUGGCAGACAAGAGAUGAGGGCCGUCGUCAUCCUAUCGGUCCUCCUGGCGGCCCAUGCGGCCAAACUGGCUGGCAACAACAAUGAACCGACCCAACUUUACACUGUCAACGAUAAAGUGGAGCUACUGACCAACUUAACUUUCCGAAGCGCCGUCUACGAAAAGCCAAACGUUUGGCUUGUCGAGUUCUAUAACAGUUGGUGCGGAUUCUGCCAGAGGUUUGCACCAACCUGGAAGGAGGUUGCAGCUUCUGUUUAUCCUUGGAAGGAGAUUGUUACAGUUGGCGUCGUUGACUGCGCAAAGUUUGAAAACAACCCUCUCUGCCGCGACCUGGAAAUCAUGAGCUACCCUACCAUGAGAGUUUUUCCUCCCAUGACCAAACCUGGUGAAAUGGGCAUCGACUUGGAAGCUGAGAAAACGUUUACCAGUAUCAAGGCAGGUUUACUGGAGUUCAUUGAAAAGGAGCAACUCGAAGGAAAGGGCGUGCAGGGAUGGCCUACACUCACUCCCUACAGGAACAGCGAAGUGGCCAACAUUUGGGCACAAACUCCAAGUAGUGUUCAGCACAUCUUCCUGAUUUUUGAAGAGGUCGGAUCUACAAUGGGAAAAGAGGUCAUCCUGGACUUCCAUAAAGUCAAGAAUGUGCAAAUUCGUCGAGCCACAACCAACAACGAGGCUUUAGCCAAAUUAAUCGAGGUCUCAAACUACCCUGCAUUGGCAGUCUUGAAAAGGGACAUGUCCGUUGUACACGUGCUGCCAACCUCAAAGACAAGAGAAGGAUUUGCAGCCGCUGUGCAUGCCUUCCUGGCCCGUGAAGGAAUCAUUGAAGACGUUUCAGCCGUCAGAGACAUCCCACGAGAGACUGACCUGCUGAAAGGCAAAGUUGCUGCACCGAUCAAGACCAACUCUGAGAAGGUCCACAGUUUUCCUGAUGUUGUCUAUCAAGCAGAUUUGGAAAACACUCUUCGAUUCUCCUUAAAACAUGAGAUUGCUAUGCACAGAGUUAUUGCGGGAGAAACUCUAGAGGCGCUCAAGAUGUAUCUUCGAUCCCUGGCCAGUUUCUAUCCAACGAGGCCGCAGGGAACUAUGUUCUUGGAGAGGCUCAGGGACUGGGUUGAGGCCUCUGGAGACUCGAUCAGAGGAGAGGACUUCAUGCUCAGAAUUAACCAGUUUGAGAAGGAGUUCAACUUCAUCAUUCCAGAGAAUCAGGACUGGAUUGGUUGCCGUGGAAGCGAUCAGAAGUUCCGUGGCUACACCUGCGGUCUCUGGACAAUGUUCCACGCCUUGACUGUCAGCGCAGCGUCCCAGACAAAGAGAAGGGCCACUCCAGGCAGCGAGCUAGUUCUGCAGUCCAUCCUGCGCUACGUCCGCCACUUCUUUGGCUGCGCCGGCUGCUCAAAGCACUUCCAGGAGAUGGCCCGGAACCGGAAUUUGGAGGGGGUGCGCGGACUUGACGAAGCGGUCAUGUGGCUGUGGGAGGCGCACAAUGUGGUCAACAAACGGCUGAAGGGUGACGUCACGGAAGACCCACACCACCCUAAGAUCCAGUUUCCAAACGUCCUGUCCUGUUCGAGUUGCAAAGUCGAAGGUGAGGAGUGGGACCGCGAACAGGUUUUGCGCUACGUCAAAGAGCGCUAUGCCAAGAACAACAUCUGCAACCAGGACGCCGACUCGGCCCACAUGUGUGCUCCAGUGGCGGAAAACGUGGUAGCACUGAGACAGUUGGACCAAAGGACAAACUUCUUCGAUGAUGAAAAUGCCCAGCAAGGUUCAAGUGAGUUCAACUAUGCAGACAUCUUCCUCUGUGUUGUGCUCUACCUUGUUUCGGCCGUGGUUUUGGUUCUUGGUUAUUACAAGUUCAUUUAUAGACGGGGCUACAAGAUGAAGUACAAUGUGAACUGAAAUUUAAUUUUGUUCUGCCUGCGAGUUCGGGCACGAGAUUCUCUGUGAUCUUUUUUUAAUACCAAACACUAAACACACACAUCAUUCCACUUGUGAAUAUUUUCCCAUUUUCUAUUUUAGUCAAGUUAAAUGAAAUGAAUUAUUGUCAAGGUACUCCUGGUGCGUAGAUAAUCAAUCAGCAUUCCGUUGUUAAUGAGAUAAAUGAUGAGCGUGCAAUUAAACUAAAUGCCUUUGUUGCUGAUCUCGACGUGUGGAUUAAAUUUCUAUUGCAAACAACACCGAGUGUGACUCAAGUGCAAAAUUGAUUAUGUAUUUUAUCUCUCAAAGAGUGCUUCUGUCUUUGCAGAAGAAUGCGCAGCUAUUUUUAAAUGUAGAGAGAGAGAGAGAUCUUUGGUUUACGGUGGAGAAUCUCUUUGAGUGAACUGGUAAAGAGCUAAGCGAUUGAUUGCAACAGCCAGCCAAAUUAAUUCAGUGCAGAUUUAUUGAUGAAAAAUAAAUUAUUUAAAAUAUGUUUUAAAAACUUUUUUCUUUUAUGGUGGAUUGAAUUUAAAUUCGGCUUUUCCUCGAUGCAACC